This is a messenger RNA of Sarcophilus harrisii (Tasmanian devil), 1453 nucleotides long. RefSeq names its product homeobox A13 (gene HOXA13). Gene Ontology annotation, molecular function: RNA polymerase II cis-regulatory region sequence-specific DNA binding; DNA-binding transcription factor activity, RNA polymerase II-specific. Lineage: Eukaryota; Metazoa; Chordata; Mammalia; Dasyuromorphia; Dasyuridae. Gene Ontology annotation, biological process: regulation of transcription by RNA polymerase II. The record is from RefSeq and is a predicted model, not a curated record.
CUUGGGGGCUUUUUAAAACAGCGCCACUAGGGUCUUCUCCAUGCGGCUCGGGCUAUGACAGCCUCCGUGCUCCUCCACCCCCGCUGGAUCGAGCCCACCGUCAUGUUCCUCUACGACAACGGCGGCGGCCUGGUGGCAGACGAGCUCAACAAAAACAUGGAAGGGGCGGCGGCGGCGGCGGCGGCGGCGGCGGCGGCGGCGGCCGGGGCGGGGGCGGGCUUCCACCACCCGGCCGCCGCCCACGCGGGGAACUUCUCCGUGGCGGCGGCGGCGGCGGCGGCGGUGCGGCCGCGGCCAACCAGUGCUCGGAACCUGAUGGCGCACCCGGCGCCCCUGGCCCGAGCGGCGGCCGCCUACAGCGCCCUGGGGAGGCACCCGUCCGCGGCCGUGCGGGCUGCCGCGGCUGCCGCUGCCGCCUGCGCGGCCGCGUCCUCCUCUUCGUCGUCCUCGGGCGGCCCCGGGCGCGGGGCGGCGGGCGCCGAGCCGGUCAAGCAGUGCAGCCCCUGCUCGGCGGCGGCUCAGAGCUCGUCGGGCGCCGCCCUGCCCUACGGCUACUUCGGCAGCGGUUACUACCCGUGCGCCCGCAUGGGCCACCACCCCAACGCGCUCAAGUCGUGCGCCGCGGCGGCACAGCCGGCCUCGGCCGCCGCCGCCGCCGCCGCCGCCGCCUUCGCUGACAAGUACAUGGACACGGCGGCCGGUCCCGCCGCGGCGGCCGCGGAGGAGUUCAGCUCCCGCGCCAAGGAGUUCGCCUUCUAUCACCAGGGCUACGCCGCCGGGCCCUACCACCAUCACCAGCCCGUGCCCGGUUACCUGGAUAUGCCCGUGGUGCCGGGCCUCGGGGGCCCCGGCGAGCCCCGCCACGAGCCGCUGGGGCUGCCCAUGGAGAGCUACCAGCCCUGGGCUCUGCCCAACGGCUGGAAUGGCCAGGUGUACUGCCCCAAAGAGCAAGGCCAGCCUCCCCACCUCUGGAAGUCCACUCUGCCCGAUGUUGUCUCACACCCGUCGGACGCGAACUCCUACCGAAGGGGAAGAAAGAAACGGGUGCCUUAUACCAAGGUCCAACUAAAAGAACUCGAAAGGGAAUACGCUACAAAUAAAUUCAUUACUAAGGACAAACGGAGGAGGAUAUCAGCCACGACGAAUCUCUCCGAGCGACAGGUCACCAUCUGGUUCCAAAACAGGAGGGUCAAAGAGAAAAAAGUCAUCAACAAACUCAAGACGACAAGUUAAUGGAUUUUUUUUUAAAUGGAGAGAAGAGGCGACUCUUCUGUGGAAAGUUGCCGAACUCGUUGCCUUGCCCACACUCAGAUAAUAAUAAUACUAAUGAAAACGAUCAGAGGAGAGACAGUGGCCCUCUUCUUUCCUAAAGAGAUAGCUGUGUCUUUGAUGGAAUCUAUAAUGGUUUUUUUUUUUUUUUUUAAAAAAACAAAAACAAAAAACCUUGCGAUAA